This is a messenger RNA of Bursaphelenchus okinawaensis, 2232 nucleotides long. The record is from the annotation of a GenBank genome assembly. Lineage: Eukaryota; Metazoa; Nematoda; Chromadorea; Rhabditida; Aphelenchoididae.
AUGGGGGCCAAACUUCGGUACAUCAUUUCUGUGGAUAUUGGUACAACAACAAUGAAAUCCUGCGUUUAUAAUGAGAACUGCGACCUCCAAGAUACCUUUGAAACAAAUGUAAAGUUAAAUUUUGUUUAUAAUAGUCUUCUGUAGAUGCAUCUGAUAUACGUGGAGAACGAAGACCGGUCGAUAUCGGUGGAGAUGGACCCGGAGAGGGUGUGGGACGAUUUUCUGGACAUUGUUAAGAAAGCAGGUAAUUUUUGGAGGAUAAUUGUAACUCAAUAAUGCCUUUGAUUGUUUUAAAGAUAGACAGCAUCAUUGUUGAGUUGUACUUUUAUUUGUAAACAUUACGGUAUUUUCACAAUGGCUGGUUACAGUAAAUGCAGUAGGAGGCCACGAAUUCGGGAUAGCUUUGUGUACGCAACGAAAUACUUUCAUAACAUGGAACAAGUAGGUAAAAGAGACAAAAGUCUGAUAUCUUAGGGACUCGUUAGUACCUUGUCACAACUUGAUAACAUGGAAAGAUGGUAGGGCCAACAGGAUUUGCGAAGAAUGGAACCAGUCCUUUAUUUUGAAAGCGAUCAGAACUUCUGGAUGGCUUGGGUCUAAACUUUCUGGGUCUGGAAGGUUUAAGGCUGCUGGAGGAUUCAGGUUUCUGAAUGCCAUGGUGUCGCACAGGUUUCUGGUACUACUUAAGACAGUAAGUUUUAUUGAGUAUGCAGUGUCUAAAUAAAAAUCAUUUAAUACAGUAAAAUUUAGGAAGAAGAGAUGAAUAAGUUGUUAGACGCCGAUCGUCUGGCCAUGGGAACACUGGACACAUGGUUGAUGAGUAGACUUUCAAAAGGUCAAUCUCAUGUGACUGACGCAUCUUGUGCUUCAUCCACCGGUCUAUACGACCCUUUUAUCAAUGACUGGGGUCGGCUGCUACUGAAAAUCAUAGGGUUCCCUUUAAAAGUACUUCCAACUCUUGAGAAUACGGCAGAGAAGCCACUUUGUAUGAUAGCUACAGAUGUUUUAGGGAAGAGUUGUCAAGUAUGGAGUUCAGUAGGUUUCAACUUAUUCGAUCUUUAAUGUUUUUUGUUUAUUUUUUGUGGAAUUUUGAUGAGAAACGUCAAAAAGUUUGUGAAAGUAGAUUUUAUUUUAAAAUUGUUGCAGAUAGGUGAUGCUCAAUCAGCAAUACUCGGGUCAGGAGUUGUAGACAAGGAGUACGUCAAGGUGUCAUUGGGUACAGGGACAUUUGUAAACAUAUUAACAGACAAACCUCACCCUACAUUUAACGGUAAUUUACGGUAUUUAACUUAUUCCCAAUUUAAUUAUAAGAUGUAAAGGUAUGUUUAAUGAAUUGAAUUUUAGGUGUGUAUCCCCUGAUCGCAUGGAAAAUCGGAGACAACAUCAAGUAUACGACGGAAGCCAGGUCCAAUGACACAGCUACAUGUAUCCGUUGGGCCCAUACCUUUGGUUUAUACAACGAAUUGUCAGAAUUGGAUGAUUUAAACGAAAAUGACAAAGGUCAUGGCCUUCACUUCGUGCCUGCCUUCAGUGGGAUUCAGACGCCAGUUGACGACGGUAGAGCAGUGUGUUCUCUACUGGGAAUCAAACCCAAUACUACCAAAAGUCAGAUGUUGAGGGCUGUGAUCGACUCGAUUUCAUUUAGAGUCAAACACAUCUGGGACACCAUGUUGAAGGAGGUGAAGGCCAUCAAACCGACGGCUUUUAGGUAAUAUUUGAGUCAUUAGGUUGAAAAAAGCAAUCUUUGACCAAAAAGAGGUUUUUGUAUGUCAUAGCUUAAUCCGAUAUAAUUACUUUCAGAGUAUGUGGUGGAGUAGCAAAAAACGCAGUCGUUUGUCAGCAAAUAGCCGAUUUAGUCCAGGUUAAGGUCGAGAGAGUAAGCGAGCCAGAGUUUGCUUCAGCCAAAGGCGCUGCACUUUUAGCUGGGAUUACUGCAGGUAUGUCUUCAUUAUUAUUAGGUACUGCCAAGAAGUUAAGCAAAUGAAGUAUUUUAACUUUUGAAAAGAAUUCAAACUUCGAAAACAACGUUUGUUUACUGUAAAUGGUUUGGUUCAUCCCCAUGUUUCAGGUAUGUGGACCUUGAAAGAAUGUGACGAAUACGUAUCAGUAGAAGAAACUUUCUUUCCAUCCCCUAACCCCGAACUCUUCUAUCAAUACGAACAAUGGCUCAAAGCCAUCUCCAGAUGCUUAAACUUCUACGAGAACGACGCUUUCCAGAAUAGUGAUAGUUAG